Solanum dulcamara is the source of this 354-nucleotide messenger RNA. RefSeq lists its product as uncharacterized. Bases 1 to 354 code for a protein of 117 amino acids. NCBI's taxonomy places the organism in Eukaryota, Viridiplantae, Streptophyta, Magnoliopsida, Solanales, Solanaceae. The record is from RefSeq and is a predicted model, not a curated record. The transcript has a single exon.
AUGAGGCUAGAUCAAAUGAAUGAGAUGGAUAAGUUUUGCUUGAAUGCGUAUAAGAGUGCUUCUCUUUACAAAGAGCAGAUGAAAUUGUAUCAUGAUAGGCAUAUUGAGCAACGCAAAUUUAACAUUGGGGAUAAAGUGUUGCUAUUUAAUUCCAAGCGGGGGUUAUUUCCAGGCAAGCUACAGUCAAAGUGGUCUGGACCUUUCACCAUUACACAUGUAUUCUCUCAUGGUGAAAUCGAUCUUGAAGCUCAAUAUGUUCAUAGGUUCAAAGUGAAUGGGCAGCAGGUGAAACUGUAUUUGGGAUCUCCUAAAGAAGUGAAAAUUGUCGAAGAGCUCCAUCUUGAUGAAUUUUGA